GCGGGUAGCCAAUCAGCUCCCGAGGCUCCAGGUGUCGCUUUGUGGUCGGGGACUGUUUUGAUGCAGUUGGCUAAAACAUGUUAGUAGACGGGACGUCGUUUUAGCUGUAAAAACAUCGACAGAAGAGUGUAUUUUGUGAAUGUUUCGUAUUUUUCCGGUUGGGACGAGCCGAAAUGGACGCCCAAAGAUCACCAUCACCAUCACCAUCACCCCAGGGAGACUUCUAGCGGUGACACCAGCUGACUCCAGUCCGCCACAUCCUGGCUCUCUUUCUUUUCUAUGACACAGCCAAUUUAUGCCCAGAUAGAUUCGGUGGAAUCGCUGUUGGACGAACUCCCAUAUAUGUUUUAUCUGGGCCUGUUCUUUGUGAACGUCCUGAUCCUCUACUAUGCAUUCCUGAUGGAGUACAUCGUGCUGAAUGUGGGGAUAGUGUUUCUGCCUGAGGACAUGGACCAGGCGCUGGUGGACCUCGGGGUGCUGUCCGACCCGGCCUCUGUCCCCUACGACACGGACACCGAGCUGGAUAUGUUUGAGGGGUACCUUGAGUGACAGACAGGCUGGUGCUGGAGGAAGAAGAAGAAGAAACAUAAGUGGUGGUGGUGAUGCAGAGGUUCAUUGCAGAUUGGACCAGUGUGAACACAUCCUGUUCAGUGAUGUGGGGAAAAGAUGCCUCAAAGCCAAUGCUGUUUCUGCCUUUUUCUCGCACAGACAUAUCAGUGAAAAAGUUGUCUCGGCUCAAAAGAAGGUAGCCCGAGGAAGAGAUUCAGCACCGCCGGCCACAUGAUCAGUGUGACUGUCCCAUGGGAAGAGGAAGAGCACUCUGCAAAGGAUCAGCUGUCGGCCAGUCUGUUGCCAUUCUAAUGGCAAUCGACUCUGGGCAGUCGCACACUAUGGGGGUUAGCACUGGCAUCUGUGUCCUUCACUUGGGACACAAUGACAGAUGAAAAGGAAGCACAAUGUGCUCUAAGUGGAAAGAGACAGCUGUUCCUCCCGUUUGGAUGUAAAGUGAAUGUUACCAGAGAUGUGGAGCAUGACUCGGGUCGUCUGCAUAGCGGCCACUUUCAGAUACGGUAGCCCGACGUGACACCGAACAAUUACCGUGCAAGAUCUGGAGGAUGAUUAAGGAAGUGAACUGAAAUUUGCCACGUCAGUCACAGUGUGAUGUCCUUCUACACAGUGUGACAUCUCACAAGAACUGGCAAAGAGCGGGAAACAUACUUAAUCACUCACAGAACCACUAGUUUUAACUAUUUGUCCCUUUUUAAGUUUUCAGAAUGCAUUGCAACUUUGCAGCCUCACGCAUCCUCUUGAGGCGUCUUUUGAGGUCAUCCAUACUGUAUGUCUGCUUCAGGGAUGUACACACUCUCAGGAGCACAGUUAGGAACUCUGGGUGCACCGGCAAAGACACCGACACUGGACACAGGCUGUGAAACUGUAGGAUACAGCUCUCUUACAACAUACCACACUUGCCACACUCAUCACUGAAAUGCGGAAAGUAUUAAAGUAUGUAGGGAGAGCCAUUUGUUUAAUACAGUGUGUGUUCUGAUGAACUAUAUCACAUUAGUAAUUACAUCACAUGCACAUGUAAUUUUCCACUUAAAAGUUAGCAGCAAUAGUUGUGACAGCUGUGAUCACAGCUGGCCACAUGUGUCAAACCGUUAUCAGUACGAGUCGUGUCAAAGGCUGAAACCUCAUUUGAAAAAGAAACUCAGAGAAGAAGUGCUUCAGAUAUUUUCAUCCUCUAUUUGUUGCCGUUUGUUUUAAUGUUACAAAUGUGUGUUAUAGACACAUAGAAAAGACUCAGCGCAUGAUAUUGGUUGUGUUUAAAAAUACUGGUUUAGUUGUCAAAAUUCUGUUUUAUUGCACUUUUUUUCUGUUCAGUUUGUUAUGAAUUUAGAGUUCAGUUAAUGAAAUGUAUAUUCUUGGCAGCAAUAAUAAACUGGAUCCAAGCAGUGAGGCAGUUCAAUACUAGUAAGCCUUGAGAGUACUGUACAUACUGUAGGUCUGUGAAGAGCACUUAUAGCCCAGCUAAGGAACUAAACAUUGAUUUUGGAGGCAAUACAGAGGAACUAGUAUUUUCUCACCGCAUACAGUACCCCGUCUAUAAGCAUAUUGUGCAUAAUAAUAGCAAUGUGGUUGUUGUCCACCAAAUAACUGAAGUCAUAGAGACAAAAAACAUUUUGAAAUAUUUGCAUAUGCACGUAUCAUACUCUAAACAAGCUUUAGUCCAGAGUUUCAUUGCCUGACUGUCAGUGUUUUGAACAUUACAUUCUGCUAGACAACCUUUCACCAACACUUUGUCUACUCAGCUUAAAUGGCACACUAAACAGGACCAGAUAUUUGUCCACAGCCACAUUUGUGUAAUGGACAGAAAAAAAGCAGUGCUGGAACUCAAAAACAGGGAUGUUAAAAAAAAAAAAGUUGUGUCAAAAACGAUGACAGCGCAGUUUAAUAUGAACAGACCAUGAGAUGUACCACUUCAAAACUGAUUUGGUAUGCAAUGCAAGACUUUUUCAGAGUUCAUACGGUUCAACCAGUAUUGAUUAAUGGCUGAUAACCAAAUUAUUUCUUCUUUUUGGAUUUAGGUUGCCUGAAAGCAAUAUUUUGUGGUGACCUUUAUAAUCUGUUUUUGGCGGGAUAAAAAAAUCAUCUGAAACAGCAUUUAGAUCACAUGACACUAAAGCUCAGGAUACUCAUAUAUAUAUAAUAAUCAUUAAAUAUUGUGAAACACGUUUGUAUGGAAUUUGAUCAAAAAAAAUCAUAGGAUCAAAAACCAGCAAAGGGCUUACUGUAGUUGAACGGUGAAUGGUGUGUAAUAAACCUGCCAUGCUGGAGGUUGAGGGCAGCUGACGUCAGUACAAUGAGUUGAGUAAAUCAAACAUUAAAGUGGCUCCCCAUAUUCUAAAAAAAUCAAUUGUGAGUGAAGCUGUUAGAUGGGGAGGACCCUAGUUUUGUCUGAAAACUGUUUAUAAAUCCCUGGUGUUAUAGUUGCAGGUAUCAGACUUUUUUGUGCCAUUUCCCAGACAUGAUACCACACUGUGCUGGUACGGUUAGUGGAAACCCACGAGACUUCCCAUGAGGACUGUGACGGAUCAUCAACAUACAGCCGUCACCCAGUGCUUGUGUCAUCCCUCCACAUCUGCUUCUUUGCAGGCAGACAUGCACACAUGCUAUGAUAAGCUAUGGAUCGUAACAGAGUUUUAUUUUCCAAUGUGUAUUUAAUAAACUUUGAGAGAAUGCCA
Messenger RNA from Sebastes umbrosus (honeycomb rockfish), 3242 nucleotides. It is a transcript of the gene dexi, whose product is annotated as Dexi homolog (mouse). The transcript has 3 exons. Lineage: Eukaryota; Metazoa; Chordata; Actinopteri; Perciformes; Sebastidae. The record is from RefSeq and is a predicted model, not a curated record. Bases 280 to 549 code for a protein of 89 amino acids.